Trichophyton benhamiae CBS 112371 is the source of this 1185-nucleotide messenger RNA. RefSeq lists its product as uncharacterized. The record is from RefSeq and is a predicted model, not a curated record. Lineage: Eukaryota; Fungi; Ascomycota; Eurotiomycetes; Onygenales; Arthrodermataceae. Gene Ontology annotation, molecular function: 6-phosphogluconolactonase activity; protein binding. Bases 1 to 1185 code for a protein of 394 amino acids. The transcript has 2 exons.
AUGAAGACUGUGCCAUUUCUCUCGCUGCUCCAGGCAGGAAUAUUGACGUCUGGAAUAGUGGCGCAGAAUAUCGCUUUUGUGGGCAGCAACGCCAACGCCAUAGCGACUGUUAGCUUUGAUACCAAGACUGGAACUUUCAAGGUUACCGGAAACAACACAGAUUCCAGCACGCCGUCAUGGCAGGAAGUCUCGAGGGACGGCAAGCUGCUGUAUUCUAUCGAGGAGACAUCGACUGAACAUGCCUUGACGAGCUACUCUAUCGGUCAGGAUGGGAAGCUGAAGAAGCUGAAGUCUAUCAAGGGGCUGGCAGGACCUGUCUCCUUGGACAUGCACCCUACCCAGCCUAUAAUCAUCACUGCAAACUACGGCUCAGCGAGUGCUUCGGCGUACUCCUCAAAGGACAACGGCGAGCUCACCCACCUGGGAGACUUUAUGUUUAAAAUGCAAGGCAAGGGGAAGGUACCAGACCGCCAGGACGCUCCUCACCCGCACCAGGCGCUCUUCGACCCAACCGGCAAGUUCGUGCUUAUGCCAGACCUAGGCUCAGACCUGAUCCGCAUCCUCAAGGUAGACGCAGGACAGAAAUUCAGCGUUGCACCUCCCAACAAGGUCAAACCGGGGACUGGGCCUCGCCAUGGAGUGCUGUAUCCAGCCUCGGACAAGCCUCGGUUUUACUAUGUCGUUGGCGAGCUUUCCAACACGGUGACUGCGAUGUCCGUCGAAUACACGGUUGAAACGAUCAAGCUUACCGAGAUCCAAACCCUAUCUACGCUUCCAGACGGGCAGAGGGGGGCGGCGGGCGAACUCAUCCUCUCGCCAUCGGGCAAACACCUGUAUGCCUCCAACCGGCUUGACAAGGUCUUCCCUGGCUCCAGCUCCGUCGCUUCGUAUACCAUUGACCAGAUGACCGGCAAGCUGAAGCUGCUUGAAAUCUUCAACGGCGGCGUGGAGAACAUAAGACACAUGUCUAUCCACCCUAGCGGCAAGUGGUUUGUUACCGAAGGCCAGAAUUCGAACGACAUCAAGGUAUUUGCACUUGACCCUGAGACCGGAAAGGUGACACCGGAGGCCAAGUCUACGCUGGAGAUAGAAAAGCCUGUUUGCCUGCAGUGGUGGCAUAACGGUGCUCAAGAGAGUGAGGCCCCCGAGGCUGGCACCGAGACUGAAUGCGAAUUCGAUGACUAG